GCCCGGCAGCUCGCCCCGAACGCGGCCGCAGGCGGACGGGUCCACACGACCACCGGCAGCUGCAGCACGACGAGACCCGCUGUCGAGCCGUCCGGCUACCCUGCGAAGGAGCUGCCGAAGGCGUUCACCCGCUGACGGGCUUUCCUGGGAACAAAGAGCAUCCGCGAUGGCGUCGCGGCCGGCAUCACAGCCACCACCACCACAAGAUGUCCCGGCACCGGCAUCAGCGCCUGGAGGAUCGCAGGCGCGGCCGCCCACGGCGUUCGUGCCGACUACCGGAAUGACCGGAAUGCCCAUGACCGGAAUGCCCAUGACCGGAAUGCCCAUGACCGGAAUGCCCAUGGCAGGGAUGCCCAUGACCGGGAUGCCCAUGACAGGAAUGCCCAUGACCGGAAUGCCCAUGACCGGAAUGCCCAUGACCGGAAUGCCCAUGACCGGAAUGCCCAUGACUGGAAUGCCCAUGACUGGAAUGCCCAUGGCAGGAAUGCCCAUGGCAGGAAUGCCCAUGGCCGGAAUGCCGAUGGCUGGCGGCCCUAUCAACGCGCGGCGCGGACCCUACGUUCAAAUGCCAACGCUGGGACUGGCGCCGUCGGCCUUGCCGGCUAUCCAGGGUUGCCCCGCGGGUCUGGAAUACCUGGCCCAGAUCGACCAACUGCUUGUCCACCAAGCUAUCCAGAUCCUGGAAAUGUUGAUUCCGUUCGAGCAGCAGAACAAGUACGUUGUGAAGAACAGCAUGGGCCAGUUCGUCUUCAUGGCGCUCGAGCAGAGUGACCUAUUGAGCCGAUGCUUCUGCGGCACCAUCCGACCAUUCCAGUUGUCGCUGCUCGACUACCGCAACGUCGAAGUGUUGCGGCUUUUCCGGCCACUUCGCUGCAACUGCAGCCUUUGUUGGUGCUGCCUCCAGGAAAUGGACGUGCGCGAUGCAUCCGGUGCUUCGAUGGGCUCCAUCCGGAUGGAGUGCACGAUCAUAUACCCGAACUUCUCGAUUCUGGACAGCCAGGGGAACGUUGUCCUGCUAGUCAAGGGCCCCUUCUGCACAACGUCCAUCUGUUGCCAGGACGUGGUCUUCGAUAUCUUAGCCACGGACGGCGUCAACAAGCUGGGCGCGAUAACGAAGACCUGGACCGGAGCGUUCAGGGAGGCCUUCACCGACGCCGACAACUUCACGGUCACGUUCCCCAUGGACUUGGACGUGAAGAUUAAGGCCGUGCUGCUCGGCGCGGUCUUUAUAAUUGACUUCGUGUUCUUCGAGAGCUCCGCCGGUCGGAACAACAUGGAUUGUCCCGGCAACUUGAUAAAUUAGUUAUUCGAAGAUCACCGAUUUUUUUUAUUCGUUGCUAAAGACAGCCAGACUGCCCAGAAAGGCUGCAACCAUGGCAUACUUCGGGGCCUUUGCGCAGUCGACUGCAUAUUUAUGAACGCAGUCCUAACAGCAAUUGCGUCUAUUGCGCUGACAGCGAGCUGGCUAUCGUUUCUGAUUUUCUGGUACGUUUCUUGAGCGAUAUAUCUUUCUUGGAUUUGUGGAGGCAGCUAAAUUACUGUGAAAGCAGCACAGAAUUCUCGUGGGUCUGGAAGCACAAAAAAGCGGAAGACGUGUUUGUAGGGUCCGUGUUAUACUGCACGAAUACUGUUGUCAUACGUCUGAACAUAUGCAAUAUCUGCCGAUUGUAGAGAGCUCGCACAGCAAGUACAAAAGUAAAACCUGGUUACGGCGUAAAUGUCCACGUAUAACGAAGACACGGUUACAGCGCCCGAAACACUGUCACCCUCUCCCCGUCAUUUUCCUGUAGAUAUCUUCACCUAUCCCUAUCUUGCGUCAGCCCAGCCCGUACCGUAUACCUGCAGAUUUUUUUCGUUAUUGCACCCCGUGCUUUGAAUAGCCUCGACUAUGUUUUUCCUUCCGCUUGACACUCCUCACGCUACGUUAAUGCGUCAACAAGUUAUUCGAACCCUCAACCUUGCGAGUUCGCACGAGAUGAGACUGUCCAGGGUGUUGUGAAAGACGUCCAAAUAAAACCACUCGAAACGAGGACUAUAACAGAGGAUAGUGGUAUAACAAAAUUUUUCAAAAGCUUUUUCGAAGGCAGCCAUAUAUUUGUCUUAGUGGUCGCGACGGCUCAGUGACGACAGCGUUCUUGUGCAAUUCGCGCACACGAGAACGGCACAACACACCGAUCGCAACCCUACGGUUUAAUGACGAAAAAUAAAAAAAUCGCGAACUGUAGUUGGCGUCUACGAAAUGUGAAGCAACUGGUGUAUCGUAUGAAUAAUGUAAAUCUUUUUGUUUUCCAUCAAGCAUGUGCAUCCUACCGACAAUUGGUUGU
This is a messenger RNA of Dermacentor andersoni, 2324 nucleotides long. Its product is annotated as phospholipid scramblase 2-like. Lineage: Eukaryota; Metazoa; Arthropoda; Arachnida; Ixodida; Ixodidae. Gene Ontology annotation, cellular component: plasma membrane. Gene Ontology annotation, molecular function: phospholipid scramblase activity. The record is from RefSeq and is a predicted model, not a curated record. Gene Ontology annotation, biological process: plasma membrane phospholipid scrambling.